Molecule: messenger RNA, 6020 nt
Organism: Ceratitis capitata (Mediterranean fruit fly)
Lineage: Eukaryota; Metazoa; Arthropoda; Insecta; Diptera; Tephritidae
Gene: ana1
Exons: 7
Coding region: 356-5899 (1847 amino acids)
Source: RefSeq, a predicted model, not a curated record
UAUUCAAAAAUUUUCAAAAAUUCCGUAUUUGAUUCAUUGAAGAAAAAAUUUUCUUUCGGGAAAUACAGCCCUGCAGGCAAUUUUAGAGUUUGGCAGCACUAAUUUCUCUUCGAGUGACCAUCUUGACAAACUAUGCGAAAAAUCAAUAUAGCUGAAGGGACAUUGUUUGCCAACUACUUAACAACUUACUGUUGGUCACUCUUUAACUGUGGUAAUUUUUUGCGUCUGCGCUACUGCUUUGUUGUCGUUAUUAAUUUUAUUUGAUUUAAAAUAAAAUGAAAAACUAGCAAUUAAGUUUUUAAAAAUAAUCAAAUGUAGCAGGAAAUUGUGCGCGUAUUAAGUGAGCAUCAAGAGAAUGUCGGUAAAUAUCACCGUGAAUGGGAAAUUUAGAGCUUGCAAUAAUCCCAGCAUAUUAGACGAUCCUGUGCGUGUUAAAAAGCAGCUGGAAUCGGACCUAAGAAAGCAACGGCUGCUCGAGGUACGUGAGGAAUCAAAAAAAUUGGCGCGUAGAAUCCGCGACGAUGUAGCUGAAGAAAAGGAAAGGCAGCUGAGAAAUUUAGAAGCGAUCAAAGCAAAAGAACUUGAAUGUUGGCGACAGCAUAUAUUAGAUCAAAAAGAUGGUGAAUAUCGUCAGGCGAUUUUUCAAAUAGGCGCUGCACACAAUGCUGCUAAGAUUGAAAACGAAGCAAUGGCCGAACGGCUGGCAGCACGGGAGAAGCAAUCUCAAAAAUUCAAAAGAAAGACAAAUGAGCGUUUGGGAUAUAAAACACCACAAAAAACUAAGAAAGUUCUCCAAACUGCUGGCACACAAACCCCAAAUAUCCUCAUGAAAGACAAAAAAAAGAAAUCAAAAAAAUUCAAACGAAAAAAUUGCUCCAAAAACCACAAUUCAAUGUGUCAAUGCUCUAGUGCUGAAAGUGAUUCGUUUGAAGAAAGCUUUAAUAGUGAAGGAGAAAGUAAGGAGAAUGAAGAAAAACAAAGUGACACUAGUAAAAGCGAAGCCACAAAAUCAGUAAAAAUUUGUCCAUGCCCAAAAGUAAUUAAUUGCCCUUGCACUAGCAGCUCAUCUUGCUCGUCCUUACUAUCGUCAACAAGCACUGAUGAAGAAGAAACCGAAAAAAGUGUAUCUGCUGAGAAUAAAAACGUCAGACUUAGUAAAAACCCACCAAUAAUCGUGGAUAUUGAUGUGGCUAGUAAUGAUUCCAUCAGCAUAAGAGCUGGCGAAAUAAAAGAUAAAUUCACACAAAGUAAUCGACAAUUCAGUCAUAUAGUACGUGCUAGUAGUCCAGAAAAGCCCGUUCGUUCAUCGCUUAAAGAAAGCACCACGGUAAAAGCCGCCAAGCCACGUUUUACACAAGUUUCACAGCUAAUAAAUAACAAAGGUGCUAGCAACGUUAGACGUUCCUCUUCUCCUUCGCCACCGAAAGCGCCACCACCAUCACUCACAGCAGCAUCUCGCACAUCAACAUUAAAGUCGCCUUAUAAAAGCACUUCUUCUGGACAUAUGCAAACGACUCUCGUUGGUAAUGCCGUUAUAUUGGACAGCUGUAAUAGUGAUAAAACAAAGGAUGAUCGGGAUAGUGGUCAACGACGUGUGCAAUCAUAUGAUUACAAUAACAAAACUAGCAGAGAGUAUAUACAUCCCACGGAAGGUUUAAUACAUGCGCCCACAGCGCGUGAACGCAAUGGCCCAUGUGCGGCGGAGAAUGCGGAUAUGGAACGUGAAUUUGAAUUGAAGAAGCAACAUGAGAGGGAGAGAAUACGCGCACAAACAGAUGAACGUUGCCGUAAAGCACUAGAACGCGAACAAGCCAGGCGCGAUUGUGUGGAACUCACGGAAAAGCUGGAUGCGCUGACUCAACAAUAUCCUCAACUAAUAAACCCAACAGAUCCCAGAAUACAAAAUUAUCAAUCUUAUGUCAGACAAACUGAGCUUAAAGAGCAAAAGCGAAACGAAGCAGUAAAAGAGUUACUGUUACGUCCUGCGAUAAUCACGUGUCCUGAAAUAGACGAAGAACAAAAAACCACUGUUGGACCCAAACGGCCCACCAGUACAACCGACGAAGCAUUAAAUAUUGGAUCACCCCAUUCCAGCGACCUAGCGGAUAGCUGCGGCUCAAUAAUACUCGGCUACGUGGAUGAUCAAAAGCAAAAAAUACGCAAAGAUAUGCAAGGCUAUGCUACCAAUGGUAACAAACAAAAAGCCGAACGCUUAAAAAGUUUGUUACUGCGCAUUGACGAUUUGCGCAAAGCUCUAUGCGAAGAGUUGAGUAAGAAUGAAAAUGGUGAAAGCAUGCAACAUGUCAUAAACGGUGUAAGUGAUGUGCGUCGUGAACGGGAGCGUAUAGCCACCAAAGAUUUACUCGGUGAAAAUGGCAGAACUUCACCGUUAGGGAAGCAUUUACAUGAAGUUGAACAGAAGGAAGCUCUAUUGGAACAAAAAUUGAGAGAAUUAUGCAAAAUGCAAAAGUUGCAACGGGGCCCAGCCAAGAUAGACAAGGCGGAAGGAGCUACUAUAAAAAAAUCUGGCGAAAAGGAGUGUAAAGUGCAAACGUCAAGCAACAAGCCUUUGGAAAUCAUAAUUAAACUCAGAAAUGAUGGAACUCGACGCGCCAAGCAGAAAAUAAAAAGGUCGGCGAAAAGUCCACGAAAGGUGUCUAGUUUAAUUGAUACGCCAGCGCAUAGAUUAGGCGUAAAACGCGCCGUUCACAAUGCUCGAGACAAGCCACAACAAAAACAGCAAGAAACUACACAAAAACCAAUAAAUCGGCAAAACUCCUACGAUUCAAACUCAACUUCAUAUCGCAGUUUACCACCUCGCAUUGGAAAUGAGGUUGAUACUUUAGUAAAGCGCUUAGAACAAGAUGACCAGGUGGAAGGAAAUAUUACUGACAGUAACAGUAUACAGCAAUCAAGUGACGCCUCUCCGACCAAUGCAUCCACCCAACCAACAAAACCUGACCGACAGCAAGCACGUUUAAAUCCACUCAUAGCUCAUUAUGUACAACGCCUGUUGGGCAUGUCUCGCAAUUCUAUACGCGGACUUGGCGUCAGCUCAUCAGAUAUCGAAACACCAACAUCGUCGGUCAUGAAUGUCAGUUCAAAUCGUACACUGCCCACUGUAGACGUAUCCGACUCACAGGAGCGCAUACAACGUGUUCAACGUUUUAUCGAUGAAAAUCGUAGUUUCAUUAGCGAGCUGGAAGAUACACUGCGCACGCAGAGUGAUGUUACGCUGGAAACUAGCAUACGCAUGUUUGAGGAGAUUUGGCAGCAGCGGCUGCAAAAGGAGAAGCGUCCAGUUGGUGACAAGUCGAGAAUGCAAAUGGCUCAACAAAUGAUGAUGCAAACAAAAGCACAAAGAAAGGAACAACCACGUGCGCCACCAUCUGGCGGCAUAAUGAAACGCGCUACACAGAAUCCUCCCGACACGACUGUUUCACAACCGACGAAAGUAGCAGGAAAAUCAGUUAGAGCAGUAGCGCCAACUUCACAGCUCACCACCCAAAAGGUGCAAUCAAAGCAGCAGCAGCAACGUCACAGUACGCAAAGUGACACAAAUCCAAUGCACCUACCGACUACACGCGAUACCAUUACCGCAAACGCAACGAAUCAACAAAAGUCGCGCGAAUCGCAAAAUAAGCGCGAUACCGCAGUAGUGUCAGAAGAACGACGCGCCGAGGAGCAAAUCGCACGUUAUGAACAACUCACUGAAAACUGCACGCAACGUAUCGCUGAAUUGACUGAGCUCAUACAAAAGGUGCGCACCGAAAAGAAGCGCCUCAUGGAGGUCACACUCAGUUCGGUCAGUGAGGGCCGCAACUCAACUGAAUACAUCGAGCUACCCGACGGUACGCGUCGCCGCUCAAGUGUGUCUGUCGAUAAGAAUACCAGUCUAAGCAGCGGCGGUAGUAGUACCAUGAGCCGUCUGAAUGCAGCCACAACCCAGCCAACCACAUCUAUUGACCACACACCACAGGAUACUCUCGAGCAGCAAGCCGCCGCUACAUCGGCUGAAGGAAUUUCAGCAUUAGAUAGCGCUGCACCAUUAGAGAAGCAUAAACCAACUGGUAUUAGUCGUGAUAGUGGCAUUUCGAUUUCGCGACCAAUGACAGCACAAGACAUGGAGCCACCUUCGCAAGCAUCAACCACAACAUAUACAAGCAAUCAUCAUAGCGGAGUACGCAAACAUCGACCACCGCCCACAUUACAACGCUACAGUCCUAACUUUGCUGAGGAUGAUGUGGCGCACGAGCUCUCGACCAUAAUCGAAGUCGAUACGCCUGCAACCUCUCGCGUGAAUGCCACAACGGGAGGAGCUGCCGCAGCCGCGGAGGUUUCUCGCAGUAGACAUUUGCAACCGCAACCCUUUCCAACUUUCGAAGAAUACGCGCGUGAAAUGAAUUUGGAUGUUACGCAAUUGGAUGCGGACACGAGCAAUCGUAUACAUCAAGAGUUUGAGACUUUAAUCACAAAUCUGCGUAAUGCGCAAAUCCCGGACUAUCGUGAGUUCCCAUCCCUCUCUGCUUACCUACAAAACUUGAGCAUACACCGGGAGGGUAGUCAGCACUGUCAAUCGCCGGAGAACAUCGAGGACUUAAUAUCAUGCCUACGCGUAGCGAAUCUCUCUGUAAAAGCUUUUCCCGCGCGACAAGAUUACUUCCGUCAGUUAGCAAAUUCACAAAGUGCUGAGCUACUGGAUAGCGCCAGCAUCGAGAACGUUACAGGCACAGGCACAGGCACAACAAAUAGUAACACGGAAACCGAAUCGGAAUCGAUAAAUAUUGAGGAGGAACUACGGCGACGUCAAAUCCUACAGCAUUCCUUUCGCACCGCCAAAGCGAAAGAGCAGAUUUUCUCCUCCACAACGAGAGACGGUGCUGAGCAUGCGCGCGCUUUCGUCGCGGAGAGUGGUAUUGAGAAACUCUCCACUACAUCUGAGAAUGCUUCAAGCGAGUUCGAACGGCAGUUAUUCAGUUUGGGCAUGAAAUGGCCAGCAACAAUGCGUGCACGUGGAAAGGAAGCGGCAGUAGUGGGCAGUAGCAAUACCUCAUCAAGUCCAGAGCGUGUGCUACCAACAGCCGCUGCACAUGCACAACGCAGCAGUCCGCAGCGAAACCUCAACGCAGGCGUACAAAUGAGUCCGCGAAGAUCGCCCGAUAGCGCAUUGCGUGAAGAGAGUGCUAAGCGUGUUGAUGCUGAAAAAAUUAAGGCGACUGCAAAGGAGGUGCAAUUCGAACGCAGCGUAAGUGUGCGCUCACCAACGCAAAGUCCAACUCGUUCGGAAGAUCGUCAACAGUUGCGAAAUAGUCCUGAAGGCGAUGGAACUGCCGGCUCGUCAACAGCGCAGCAAGCGGCAAGGCAAAAGCAACGAAACAGCAGUCCUACACAUGACAGCUCCUCAAAUGCUAAACACGCUUCGCGAGAUAACAAAAGCUCACGCCACAGUCCGCAACGCUCUAGCGAUUGCGAGUUCUUAAGCGACUUUGGACGUCCAUUGAAUUUGCGCGAAUUCCUCACCAAAGAACUGCUCAAACACGCCAGCUCAUCAAGUUCAUCAACACCCACAGACGAUUCGCUCCGAAGCGCCUUUCUGCAAUCCAUUAUUGAUACAAUGACGCCGCGUACGAAUAAUGGCGGUAGCAAUCAGUUGGACAGGCAAAAGACUUCAACGCCCGUAACGCACUCCGCGUCAUCGAAUCAUCAAAGUAGUGGCGAUCGCAGCGGCAGCAGCAGUGGUAAUACGCCGUCGCAACUCUUUUCGGGCGAAAGUUGUAUUUCCUCCGUGCGCUUUUUUGAACGCUCCAUAACGCGUAACUAUCCACGCAAUGCGCCGCCGGGUGAGGUUAAAAGGGAGCAGUCAACGGCGGAUGGGCCGCAAAAUGAGGCGAAAAAGUAGUGCAAGUACUGCCCAGAAAUCCAUUAACUAAUUGUGGAGCAAUGUUCAUUCCAAAAUAAUUAUUCAUAUCGAGUUAUAUACAUACAUACAUAAAUAUAUGUUUAAGUAUAGCGAUAAGUCA